Ostrinia furnacalis (Asian corn borer) is the source of this 1417-nucleotide messenger RNA. RefSeq lists its product as uncharacterized. The transcript has 6 exons. The record is from RefSeq and is a predicted model, not a curated record. Bases 96 to 707 code for a protein of 203 amino acids. NCBI's taxonomy places the organism in Eukaryota, Metazoa, Arthropoda, Insecta, Lepidoptera, Crambidae.
AAGCGCAAGCGCAGGCGAGCCGACAACACCGUGUCGGCCAUUUUAGAAAUUCGUAUUUCGAAUUAGAUUGCGUUUAUUCUUUAUUUUGUGCCAGGAUGGCGACCACCGUGCCAUAUCACACAAUGUCGACGUCUGAGCCGCUGUUUAAGAAGUGCUUCUGUAUCCCCUUGAAGACUGGAUGCUUUAUCUUGUCGUAUUUAAUCCUGGCCUUCAGCUCACUCCAAGUCCUGGGCCUCCUGGUUGUGACAACAUACGUCGGCGUCGCGACCCAUGGCUUCGACCACUUUGACCGUCCAUAUGACACAAUAGAGGUGAAGUCGGUCAACCAGUACGGUCUACAGCUGAUAGCCAUUCUGUGCUUCAAUGUGGCGUGGCUGGCUAUCAACAUAGCUUGCCUGGUUGGACUGCACAAGAAACGUCCAGGCCCAGUCCGCGUGUACGUGGCCUUCGCGACCGCCCGCCUCCUGCUGUCGUUCGCUGGUUUCUUUUCCAGCAUGAUGACCAUUUCCACCACCAAAGCCAUCAUCAUCCAUAGCAUUGAUAUUGCUGUAACAAUAUGCUUCAUCCCGGUAUACUGCGUGUACGCGGCUCAGCUGCAGAGGGACCAGGAGGAGGCUCCAAAAGUGCCCCCGAGUGCCCCAGUGUCUGAUAAUAAUAUUUCCUUCAUCAUCCCACCCCUGGUGGACAAGAAGACCCUAGUUGUCUAGAUCUGAUUUGCGUUGUUAAUUUUAGCCAUAAACGUGCAAAGCCUCCUAAGUAUUCAAGUACUAUAGUCUGGUUGCUGAGCACGUAGAAUUUUGUCCAAUGACCCCAAGCUACCUAUCCUUAUCGCUCGCGCGUAAUGACAUUGCUGUCGCGACUGUGCAACGGGCGGCAGCAGUGAGUCUAAGUAGACAAGAUGUUUAGCGUUGUGCUUUAAGGCUAAUAAUGAUUGCUCGCAGGUUUUCACGCUGUACACUUUUUGAAACCUACUGUAACUCUUUAUGCGUGCAGCCUGUGGAUAAAUUACACCCAAAGACCAUACGGGGCUCUGCGCUCUCAGUAUAAUGACGCAUUCAGGAUGCUGAUGGGGACGUUACCGCAGUAUACGUCAGGGAUGCUGGCAGAAGCUGAAGUAGAUAGCUUUGCUGCCAUUUUAAGAAAUCGCACGGCGUCCCUGAUCCACCAUGUGAAUGGCAGCCCCAACAGCCUCCUGCAGAGUGUCGCAGCACUGGACACGCGUCCACCUUGCAAAAUACACCAAACUGUCUUAUUUUGUGUGUAAUUAUUGUGAUUUACUAACAUAAUUUCUAAGACCUUUGUUACUAACACUUUUAUGGGCCAUGCCUGAAAUAAAUAACUUUUAUUUAUUUAUUUAUUUCAAACUUAUAUUGUAAGAAUGAAAGAUAGAUCUUUUAAUAAAUCAUCUCUAUGUCCA